GCAUUAUAGAACUGAUCAUAGAAGAAAACUUGUUUAACUAUGAGUUACGGGAGUAUUUCUAUGAAGACGAGCAUGUCUGCCAACGAGCGGUUGACGAUCCAGGCGCUUAAGGAUCAUGACAAAGUCCACCCCAAAAUGUCGGCUUCCGGUGCAACUCCGGUAAAAGAGCCACACGGUCCUACAAAAGCAGCGAGUUCCCGCAUUUCCGUAUCGUCCCGUCGGAGCCACACGAGCGGCGAGCAGACGUCCUCUCGAUCCGACAAAAACAGCCACCCGCCCACCAAACUCAACUACUUCAAGUUCGUUCUAGCGACCAAAGCAUGGCGUCAACAGGCCAAGGACCGGAGUAUACGGAGUGAGAAACUAUCAAAGCCGGUGGUUAAAUACGAAAACACGUAUAAAACUGAACCGGAAGAUGGACAAUUGUUUGCCCCGGGACGGGUGGAGCAAAUGAUAAAAGAAACGCUCGAACACAGGCUGAAAACUGUUAAAUACAGCUCGGAUAAGUCUAGAAUCAUUGCCACAGAGCUCACCGCAGAUAUUAAAAGCAAGGUGAAAGCAAUGGGCUUCCCGCGGUAUAAAAUCGUGUGUAACAUUAUUAUCACAGAAAACAAGCGGCAGGGACUUGAAGUGGCCAGUAGAUGUAUUUGGAACCAACAGACGGACAACUUUGCUUCCUAUACCUACAGAAACGCAAGCUUAAUUGCAAUAGCUAAUGUGCACGGAGUCUACUUUGAAUGAAGUCUAGUCGAACGUUACAUUUUAUCAUGCUUGUAAUUUGGCUUAUACAGUCGAACCCCGUUGGUUUGAACUCGCUUGGCUCGAAUUCCUCGUUAGCUCGAACUAGAUGUAAAGGGUCGCUUUCUUUAUGCUGAAGGUUAGCAUUCCCGCUUGGCUCGAAUUUUCCAAGGGUCGAGGUAUUAUCGCUGGUCCCUUGGAGUUCGAGCCAACGGGGUUUGCUUUAGUUGUAUUCCCUCGCAUUCUUUGUCUGUGAUAGUACUUCGUAUAUACAUGUAUAAGUGUAUAAACGGGUUCGAUAUACUCUAUCCGUAUUCUAGUUUGCUUUAAAUAGUUGCUUUUUUAUCAGACGAAAUGCUACAAUUACAUUAUAAAACAUGAUUUCACC
Messenger RNA from Mya arenaria, 1126 nucleotides. RefSeq names its product dynein light chain Tctex-type protein 2B-like. Gene Ontology annotation, cellular component: cytoplasmic dynein complex; cytoplasm. Gene Ontology annotation, biological process: microtubule-based movement. The transcript is spliced from 4 exons. The record is from RefSeq and is a predicted model, not a curated record. Gene Ontology annotation, molecular function: dynein intermediate chain binding. Bases 40 to 741 code for a protein of 233 amino acids. Lineage: Eukaryota; Metazoa; Mollusca; Bivalvia; Myida; Myidae.